UUCAAUGGCUUCCGAUUCUGAACCGGCACCUGCAUCCCAUUCCGACCAAACAUUUGAUGUUCUGGUAAUCGGAGCUGGAAUAAUCGGGUUGAGCAUAGCCCGGCAGUUCCUGAUCGGGUCGGACCUAUCCGUCGCCGUAAUCGACAAGGCUGUCCCUUGCUCCGGCGCCACCGGUGCCGGCCAAGGCUAUAUAUGGAUGGCAUCCAAAACAGUUGGCAGCGAGGGUUGGGAGCUGGCUCUGAGAAGCCAGAAGCUCUGGGAGGAAUUGGCUGAGAGUUUGAAAGAUCAAGGCUUGGACCCUUUACAAUUAUUGGGUUGGAAAAAAACAGGAAGCUUGCUAGUUGGUAGAACCCCGGAGGAGUCAGACAAGUUAAAAAGGAUGGUAAAGCAGCAAUGUGAAGCUGGGUUAAGAGCAGAGUACUUGUCUGCCAGUGACUUGCAUGUGAAGGAACCUGAACUCAUGGUUGAUAAAGAUGCUGGGGCUGCCUUUCUACCUGAUGAUAGCCAACUGAAUGCCCGUCGCGCCGCUGAAUUUCUUGAAAAGGGCAACAGGCAUUAUUCAUCAAAGGGUAGAUAUGCAGAGUUUUAUAAUGAUCCAGUGAUAAGUUUGUUAAGGUCUGGUGGCAGUGGGGAAGUUGAGGCUAUUAAGACUUCUAGGAAUAUCUUGCACAGCAAGAAGGCCAUUGUAGUGGCAGCUGGUUGUUGGAGUGGCUCUUUGAUGUCUGAUCUGCUUAGAGAAUCAGAAAUUGUCCUGGACAUCCCCAUGAAACCGCGAAAGGGUCACCUUCUAGUGCUGGAGAAUUUUAAUUCCUUUCAACUCAAUCAUGGUCUGAUGGAGGCAGGAUAUAUUGAUCAUCAUCAUACUGCAGUUCCGCUUCCAAGCUUAUCAACUUCCGGAUUGCUUGAUGAUCAUGAUGGGCAAGCCUUGUCUCUAUCAAUGACAGCCACUAUGGAUACAAUGGGGAACAUUGUUCUUGGGAGCAGCCGCCAGUUUGCUGGUUUCUGCACUGAAGUGGAAGAAUCCAUCGUUAACCGCAUAUGGGAGAAGGUGGGGGAGUUCUUUCCCAAAUUGAAAGAGAAGCCCCUCUCAGAUUUCAGUAAGAGCAGAGAAGUGAGAGUAGGAUUAAGACCUCACGUGCCUAAUGGGAAGCCAGUGAUCGGGCCUGUGCCUGGUUUGGCCAACGUGUUCCUUGCAACCGGGCAUGAAGGGGAAGGACUUACUAUGGCUCUAGGAACCGCCGAAAUGCUUGUGGAUAUGGUGCUAGGCAAUCCUCAGAAGGCUGAUUCUGCGCCGUUUGCUGUUCAUGGUCGAUUUUGAUGAUAAAACCAUACAGAAGAGGAACUCCUGGUGGCUGCCAUCGGAAAAGCCUAUUUGAGCAUUUCGUUCCUCAAGGUUACAAAGAUUGUGGUUGCCUCAAUGAGAAGAGAGGAACAGUCAUAGUGGAUAUGAAAAUCCAUCUUCCUUCUUGUAAUUAUUCUUUGUGUCAAUUUGUCUCAAUUACGAUCAAAUUAAACAAUGCAUUUUCUAAAUGAUGCUUAGUUAAUUGGCCUCUAAAUGUUGCUAUCAAGCAGCAUUGAUGCAAGAUUAACAUG
Messenger RNA from Prunus dulcis (almond), 1593 nucleotides. Its product is annotated as glycine oxidase. Lineage: Eukaryota; Viridiplantae; Streptophyta; Magnoliopsida; Rosales; Rosaceae. Gene Ontology annotation, molecular function: oxidoreductase activity. Gene Ontology annotation, cellular component: cytoplasm. Bases 5 to 1318 code for a protein of 437 amino acids. The record is from RefSeq and is a predicted model, not a curated record. The transcript has 9 exons.